AUGUCCACUACGCUGUCGCCCCUCCUGGCUUCACCUUCGCACUCCCAACCGCCAGCGCCAUCACCGUCGCCUUCGCACGCCUCAGCACAAACCCUGCAGAGCCCCUCUUCGCCGUUGACCUCUUCGCCCGCCCCCGAGUCUCCCUCGCUCUCUUCAUCCUCUUCAUCGUUGCUGGCCUCGCCCGCGCUGGGCGGCAGCGUGCCAGCGCCGGCACGGGUCAAGGGUGCCCUGGUGGAGCGGCCCAUCAUCUACGGCAACAUAUCGUGGUGGCUGGGCAAGAAGGCCGACGAUACCAAGACCCAUCGAUGGACGACCUACGUGCGCGGGCCGCACAACGAAGAUCUUUCCUACUUCAUCAAGAAGGUGGUCUUCACUCUUCACCCUUCCUUCCCUAACCCUGUGCGCGUGAUCGAGACCCCGCCCUACGAAAUCACGGAGCACGGAUGGGGCGAGUUUGAGCUCAACAUAAAGAUUCACUUCGUGGAUCCGCUCGAGGUGCCGGUGGACCUUGUUCACGCGCUCGUACUCUACCCGCCGGAGGGCAACGUGGGGCUCUCCACCAAGAAGCCGGUCAUCAAAGAGAUCUACGACGAGAUCGAGUUCCAUGAUCCCACCGAAUCCUUCUACAAGAUACUCAAGGACCACGAGAUGAUGAGCGUCGGCUCUUCUCCUCACCCUCUUGCAAUCAACCGUGGCCGAGCCCUGGAGAGCACGCAGAGCGAGUCGGAGAGGAAGGAGCUGGACGAGCUGGCCAAGGCACGAAGCAAGAUCAGGGAGGAGAUCAUCAAGAUACGCGAUGCCUACGACCGAUACGAUGUCCAGAGCCGGCAUCUGCGGGAGGACAUCAAGGAACUCACAGAGCUGGCCGAGGAGGAGUACCGAAAGCGGCAGAAGCUGGGCCACCCACCUCCGCAGGCCCAGCGGAGUUGA
This is a messenger RNA of Acanthamoeba castellanii str. Neff, 930 nucleotides long. Its product is annotated as YEATS family protein. The coding region runs from base 1 to 930 and encodes 309 amino acids. The record is from RefSeq and is a predicted model, not a curated record. Gene Ontology annotation, biological process: regulation of DNA-templated transcription. The transcript is spliced from 4 exons. NCBI's taxonomy places the organism in Eukaryota, Discosea, Longamoebia, Acanthamoebidae.